AUGUCGUCAUUUGAGAAAUUUGUUUCAGAAAAUUUCACAUAUCUUACGCGAAGUUCUUUCCCCAUUGAUGGCAUAUCAGACCUCAAGGAAGUCAACUCAGAACCUGAUGAUUUUAUUACAUCGGCUCCAUUAAUAGUAGUAAAUGUAUCUCCAAAUUAUAAUAAUACCUCACCACCAAAUUUACCAACAAAUGACAUUUUAGAUAUUUCUCAUAAUGUUAUUGAAUCAUUACUACCUGAAAUGGAAUACCCUACUCCAUUGCAAUCUGUAAAUAAUAAUGAUGAUUUAUAG
Messenger RNA from Parnassius apollo (apollo), 291 nucleotides. The record is from the annotation of a GenBank genome assembly. NCBI's taxonomy places the organism in Eukaryota, Metazoa, Arthropoda, Insecta, Lepidoptera, Papilionidae.